Molecule: messenger RNA, 3950 nt
Organism: Odontomachus brunneus
Lineage: Eukaryota; Metazoa; Arthropoda; Insecta; Hymenoptera; Formicidae
Product: tubulin alpha-1 chain-like
Exons: 10
Coding region: 1509-2864 (451 amino acids)
Biological process (GO): microtubule cytoskeleton organization; mitotic cell cycle
Cellular component (GO): cytoplasm; microtubule
Molecular function (GO): GTP binding; structural constituent of cytoskeleton
Source: RefSeq, a predicted model, not a curated record
CAGAAUUGAUGACAUACGACUGAAUUCUUUUCGAAUUUUUUUAAAAUUCUCUGUGCUGGGAUAUGUCUUGGAUGUUCAAAUAUUUUGAUUCAUGCUUCGUGCAUAAUUUAAUGAAUAUCUCUGUCAAAUAGCGAAUAUAUUAAACAAUUAUUCGACAAUAUCCAAUCAUAACAAUAAUUAUCAGACUCUUAUCAUGUUAACGAUCCAUAUUCGGCCUAGAUACUUGAUCGAUGUGUGUAUGCGCUUUAUAAAUGCGAUUUCUUUGCUCUCACACGGGAGAGAUCACCUCUUCGGCGAAUCGCGGAACCGUGUCACAUGCACGUGGCUGUACAACAUGAUGUUCGAUUAAGCUGCUAUGGUUACAAUGUGUCAACCUGUAAAAAAUCGAUUUUUACCGUCACAUGCAGAUGUGCAGGGUAUAAUAUCGCGAGAGACAACGCGUCGUCCAUGUAUGUAGCCCUGCAAGCCGGAGAAGUAGGCCGGCUAUAGGCAUGUCGAUAUAGAUGCACACUUUUAGGACAGAGCUGAAUUAUUGAAGGGGGACACGUUAUGUCAAGGCACACAAUUUUCCACCUUGGCAGACGUUGUUGAUGGGUAAAGCACCACUUGAGUCGACGAUGUCCCGGCCUUCAGUCAGUAAUCACACCUUGUUGAGCAUAGUUCCGUCCUCAGUCAACCUCGUUAGACUGCGUUCGACAGAUCUGACUUGAACUCGAUCGGGUGUUCGGUCCUUUAGGGUGACUUGUAACGCGCCUUCCGCAUGAAGCAUGCCGCAUAUAAAAUACAUCAAUUAAUAAAAUCAAAUUAUUCGAAGUAUUUAAAAUAUUUCGAGACAGAAAUUUUGCAUUCGAAUAAUUUGAAUAUUUGUUAUCCGCUCCAAAAACGAGAGAUUUAUUAUUAUUAUUUCCGAUGGAUUAAGAGAAUUGUGAAGUGAAUAACAAAUACAAAUUGAAGAGAGAAUCAAUCAAUUGUAAAGUAAAAUUUAGAAAUUCAUGAAAAUCAGUCAAUUGUAAGUUAAGUUUCGUUAUAUAAUAUCAGAAAUUUUCUAAUUUUACAAAAUGAAUUUUUACCAAUUCUUGUUAAGUCAUCUACCUUUCAGAGUAUAGUUACUUAGAAAAUAUCUAAAGAAAAAAUAUAUAAAGAAAAAUAUAUAAAAAAAAUAUAUAUAAGGAAAAAAUAUUGUAUUAAAAUAUAAGAAAUUUGAUAUGUAUUCGACAAGAAAUUUAAUGUGUGUGUUUUCGCAGAAAUUUAUAGUUAUUAAAUUAUAAUAUAACAUAACAUGGAAUAUUCAGCUAUGUCGAAUAUGUAUCUGAUGCAAGAGGAUAUCGUCAAUUAAACUCAAGUUAAUCAAUUCAAAGUGAACUGGACGUCUGUCUUGACAUUAUUGUGUAUUUAGUAUCACUUCUGUGUGCGUAUGGUGUAUAAUUUUCUAUGAGUGCUAUUGGCGAUUAUCACGCAAUCUAAUCUAAUCAUCCAACCAAAAGCGAAAGAAAGUUUCUUUUGGAGAAAUGGCGAAAAAGCGGGAAUGCAUAUCGAUUCACAUUGGGCAAGCGGGCGUGCAAAUGGGAAACGCCUGCUGGGAGCUGUACUGUCUAGAGCACGGUAUCCAUCCUGACGGGCAAAUGCCCAGUGACACUACUGUGGGUUAUGGGGACGAUUCUUUUAACGCGUUCUUCUCCGAGACGGGCUCAGGCAAACAUGUUCCGCGCGCGGUUCUGAUUGAUCUCGAGCCGACGGUGGUAGACGAGGUUCGCACGGGCACUUACAAACAACUGUUCCAUCCGGAGCAAAUGAUCACCGGGAAAGAGGAUGCGGCUAAUAAUUACGCCAGGGGCCACUACACAAUAGGGAAAGAGAUUAUAGACCUCACCUUAGACAGAAUACGCAGGCUGACGGAGCAAUGCAAGGGCUUGCAAGGCUUCCUGAUCUUCCAUUCGUUUGGUGGCGGCACAGGAUCCGGAUUCUCGAGUCUGCUCAUGGAACAACUGUCCGCAGACUAUCCUAAGAAGAGCAAGUUGACUUUCAGCAUUUAUCCUGCGCCCCAGGUGUCUACCGCAGUAGUGGAACCCUACAACGCAAUUCUGUACACUCACCCAACGCUAGAGCAUAGCGAGGUGGCUUUUAUCGUAGACAACCAGGCCAUUUACGAGUUGUGUAGGAGGAACUUAAACAUCGAUCGACCGACCUACACGAAUCUAAAUCGCUUGAUUGGACAAAUGGUUUCGUCCAUCACCGCAAGUUUACGAUUCGACGGAGCUUUGAAUGUCGACCUUACCGAAUUCCAGACGAAUCUCGUGCCUUAUCCGCGUAUUCAUUUCCCGCUCGCCACAUAUGCACCUGUUCUGUCGGCGGAGAAAGCUGGUCAUGAGACGUUGACGGUCUCGGAGAUAACGAGUUCUUGUUUCGAGCCGAAUCAUCAGAUGGUGAAUUGCGACCCGCGCAUGGGGAAGUAUAUGGCAGUGUGUCUACUGUAUAGGGGCGACGUGGUGCCGAAGGAUGUGAAUGCGGCGAUCGCAACGAUAAAACGGCAGAAGCAUGUGCAGUUCGUUGAAUGGUGUCCGACGGGAUUCAAGGUAGGAAUAAACUAUCAACCACCCACCGUCGUACCGGGUGGUGACCUCGCGAGGGUGGAAAGAGCAGUGUGUUGCCUUUGCAACACGACGGCAAUCGUCGACGCAUGGGCUCGACUCGAUCAUAAAUUCGAUCUCAUGUACGCCAAGCGAGCUUUUGUGCACUGGUUUGUUGGGGAAGGUAUGGAGGAAGGUGAAUUCUCAGAAGCCAGAGAAGAUUUAGCCGCCUUGGAGCUUGAUUACCGCGAGGUACAAGAGGAUGCUGUUAACACUGAAGAAGAAGAAGAAUACUGAAUUGUUGUUGUUAUCAUGUUAAUUCGAUAUUCAUAUAUGUCGUAAUAUGUUCUGAUAAAUGCGAACUUUUUAGUUUAUCUGUCACUAUUAUUAUAUAUACGCGUGUGUGUAUAUAUACAGACGAUUGUAUCCAUAUAAAUAAAUCAUUUAUACAUUCUUUUAUCAAUCAUCUUAUUGAAGUGUCGAAAAUAGAUCAGUGUAACGAGAUGAGACGCUCAGUUGACACAUGUGCAAUGAUUACAGCUUAAGGAAAUAUAUAAAUUAGGGUACUGUAUGGACCCUAUUAUAUUUUAGAAAGAGUUUGAAAAAUAUAUAUUUAUAGUUAUAUAUAUAUAUACACACACACACAUAUAUAUACAUAUGUGUGUAAAAAAUAUACUUUAGUAAUAUACAAAUUUAUUUUUAAUGUGUUAAAUACAACGUACUAUAAUAGUACUCUGCUAUUUCUGUGGCGGCCAUAUUGGAUUGAUGACGUCAGAAGCGAGAAAUGACACCGAAAAAUAAUUGCGUUUUAUUGCUUUAUUUUUUACUUUUCCCUGAAGAACCAAAUAUUUUGCUAAUCUCGAAACCUGUAAAAAAUUCAGCAAACUCAGAUAUCUAGCUGAUAUAUCACAUAACAUCGUAAAAUAAAUCUUGAAAUAAUGAUACAUUUUUCGGCUGUCACGAUGAUUUGAUAGCUGAGAUUGGCUGAUACCAGCCUGUAUGAACACAUUUAAUUUCUCGAUUCUCAUAAUGUAUCACUAGUAUCACUGAGUUUGCUGCACAUUUCACAGCUGUGAGGAUCACGAUAAUAUAUACAGUUCACGGAGAAACUGCAAAAUAACGCGAUAAAAUGCAAUUAUUUUUCUUAAGUGUCAAGCGAGGCCUAGUAUAACCCUGACCUAAUGUUUGCCAAUCAACUACGCUGACACGGUUAUUUUGUGUUCUCGACACUGCUAGGUGCUACCAUCAACUCUGACUUUCUACGCGGAGAUAACAGAGCCUUAAAUAUUAACUACUAAUCUGUUUUGACAGUUCGCAAUGUUAUAAGUAAUGGUGUUGUGUUAUAUCUCACAUAUCAGUAUAUUUUGUGUCAAAUUCUUAUUG